Molecule: messenger RNA, 1777 nt
Organism: Coregonus clupeaformis (lake whitefish)
Lineage: Eukaryota; Metazoa; Chordata; Actinopteri; Salmoniformes; Salmonidae
Product: ras-related protein ralB-B-like
Exons: 6
Coding region: 281-892 (203 amino acids)
Biological process (GO): Ras protein signal transduction
Cellular component (GO): plasma membrane
Molecular function (GO): GTP binding; GDP binding; GTPase activity
Source: RefSeq, a predicted model, not a curated record
CCUGUUAAUAUUUUUUUUUUUCACACGACGUCCGGGAGUGGUCAAAAUAUCGUCUUUGCGGCUGAUAAGUGGAACUUGCCCUCUAUUUUAGCGUUCCCAUGCUGUAUACCGGAUAACAGCCAAGAAAGACACCAAACUCAUUACGAGCUUUUGCAGAAGCAGCAGCUACACUAGACAUGAUGUCUACAUUCAGUUGAUGACACUUACAAGAGGAAGUUCUGGUGUUGGUGGAGGCGGUUUCCGUUAGUGUAGUAGCUGCGGACAGUGUCCAAAUCCAAAGAUGGCUACUGGAAAGAGUAAGAACCAGAGCUCUCUGGUGCUGCACAAGGUGAUCAUGGUGGGAAGUGGAGGUGUUGGGAAGUCAGCUCUCACUUUGCAGUUCAUGUAUGACGAGUUUGUGGAGGAUUACGAGCCCACCAAGGCAGACAGCUACAGGAAGAAGGUGGUGCUGGAUGGAGAGGAGGUCCAGAUCGACAUCCUGGACACAGCUGGACAGGAGGACUAUGCUGCCAUCAGAGACAACUACUUCAGGAGCGGAGAGGGCUUCCUGCUAGUCUUCUCCAUCACCGAACACGAGUCGUUCACCGCCACCUCAGAGUUCAGGGAGCAGAUUAUGCGGGUGAAAGCAGAAAACGAUACCAUCCCUCUGUUGGUGGUGGGGAACAAAUCGGAUCUGGAGGACCGCAGGCAGGUGUCGCUGGACGAGGUCAGGGCCAAGGCAGAGGAGUGGGGGGUGCAGUACGUGGAGACCUCAGCCAAGACACGAGCCAACGUUGACAAGGUAUUCUUUGAUCUCAUGAGGGAGGUGCGAAAAAAGAAAAUGUCAGAGAGCAAGGAUAAGGGUGGAAAAGAAGGCAAGAUCAAGAAGGCUUUCAAAUGCUGUCUGCUUUGAACUAGACCAGACCUUUCAGUCAGACACACGAGCCAAACCAGACAAGAGCCUCCACAGCACAGUGGAAUUAGACCGGGACAUGUUCAUUAGGACAUACUGUAGCAAAAUAUUUCGAAACCUUUUGCAACGGAAAACAAAAAUGAGCGUUUCUUAUUGGACAAUAUAUUAUUUCUUCCUUUGGAGAAUUUUCUUCAGUUUCUUGCCUACUGAACACAACCUAGAUCUACAGCUCCUUCCCACUGAACUGAGACUUUAGCCUUUAACACGCAUAUCUUAUCCAUAUACAGUAACUCUCACAUUGUGGCAGUCAGAGGGGUGACCUUAUCACUAACCGAUCUUAGUUAUGCAAACCAUCCUUUAUGCCACUGUUGGGGACAGGUCCAGAGGGUACUCUUUAGAUGAAGUGCCUGAACAUUGAUCAUGAAUAUAUAGAUUAUGAUCGCAGACAAUCACUCACUCGCACACUACUUAAAUAUGGCCUUGGUUUGUUACUUGUAGGAAUAAGUAUCCUAUGCUGUUUGAUGUCUUACUGUUUGCACUGCAAUCAAUUUUAUAUUCCUACUUCCACUACACUAUUUUUACUUUUUUAUUUAUGGUGCACUGCAUGAAAAUCUGUCAUAAUUAAGUCACUUUAUUCAUAAUCCAACAUUAUCCACAUGUACAAUCCAACAUGUACUAUAUCCAUAUCAUGUUUUUUUUUUUUUUUUACAAAUUUGGCUGACAGCACUUUUUCUCCGCAAAAAUGUCAACGUUUCAGUGUUGUCUUUCUAAUUCUAAACUUGAAACUGAAGCAUUAAACUAAAUUACUGUUUGUAUGUACACUUAUUACGGGUUAUAUACAAACUGUUUCUGUGUUGCCAAAUAAACUUAUUCUCCUCUUUGUAA